Chiloscyllium plagiosum (whitespotted bambooshark) is the source of this 3244-nucleotide messenger RNA. Its product is annotated as TNF receptor-associated factor 4-like. Gene Ontology annotation, molecular function: ubiquitin protein ligase binding; zinc ion binding; tumor necrosis factor receptor binding. Gene Ontology annotation, cellular component: plasma membrane signaling receptor complex. Gene Ontology annotation, biological process: regulation of canonical NF-kappaB signal transduction; signal transduction; activation of NF-kappaB-inducing kinase activity. The record is from RefSeq and is a predicted model, not a curated record. NCBI's taxonomy places the organism in Eukaryota, Metazoa, Chordata, Chondrichthyes, Orectolobiformes, Hemiscylliidae.
UAAUUCGGCCGGAAGGUUUGUGGAAGACUUGAUGUACAUUGUGGUCUGAACUGUCACUAGGACCCAGGGCAGCAGUGGUGUUGGUGAAUCUCCUCCCCUCUCUUAACACGUGAACCUUCCCCAGGAAAAUCACCUCCAAACAUCAACACAGCAGCGAGCUUCCUUCAUUCAGAGGCAGCCAGACCGAGGGACAGAGCUCUGGAGUUGCCAGUUAGACUCUUCGUCACUGGAGCUCAGCUGUAGCCUCCCGGCCGGAUGCAGUAACCUCAGCUUGGCUCAGAGACAUUGUUUAGGGAUUUGGUUUUGUUUUCAGUGAAUGCUAACUAGCCGUCGGUGCACUUUUUCCACAUCGCCUCGUCUCUUUUAAGCCAUCAUGCCGGGCUACGACUACAAGUUUCUGGAGAAGCCCAAGCGGCGCUUUCAGUGUCCCCUAUGCAACAAGCCGAUGCGGGAACCCGUGCAAGUCUCGACCUGUGGUCAUCGCUUCUGUGACACCUGCCUCCAGGAGUUUCUCAGUGAGGGCGUGUUUAAGUGUCCUGAAGACCAGCUCCCACUUGACUAUGCGAAGAUCUAUCCUGAUCCAGAGCUGGAAGCCCAGAUCCUGGCUGUGCCUAUUCGCUGCAUUCACAGUGAGGAAGGCUGCAGAUGGACAGGGCAGAUUAAACAGCUCCAGAUCCACCUUUCGACAUGCCCGUUCAAUGUGAUCCCAUGUCCAAAUCGUUGCACAGUCAAGCUAAGCCGCAGGGACCUGGCUGAACAUCUUCAGCACGACUGCCCAAAACGUCGAGUCAAGUGUGAAUACUGUGGCAGUGACUUCACUGGAGAAGGUUACGAGAAUCACCAAGGGAUUUGUCCUCAGGAGAGCGUGUACUGUGAAAACAAAUGUGGGGCCAGGAUGAUGCGGCGCCUACUGUCACAACAUUGCCUUACAGACUGUCCAAAGCGCACACAGCCCUGCAAAUUCUGUGGCAAGGAGUUUGUGUUCGACACAAUACAGAACCACCAAUAUCAAUGUCCACGGUACCCAGUAGUUUGCCCCAACCAGUGUGGAGUAUCAAACAUUGCCAGGGAAGAUCUCGCCAAUCAUCUGAGGGACAACUGCAAUACUGCUAUGGUACUAUGCCCCUUUAAGGAUGCUGGCUGCAAACACCGGUGCCACAAGAUUGCGAUGAGCAGACACAUUGAUGAAAGUAUGAAGGUUCACCUGAACAUCAUGUGUAAUCUCGUGAAUCGUCAGCGCCAGGAUAUCUUGGAGCUGAGGCGGGAAGUGGAGGAGCUGUCAGUUGGCAGUGAUGGUGUCCUCAUCUGGAAAAUAACCGACUACGUGCGUAAGAUGCAGGAGGCCAAACUGCGCAACAACUAUGAGUUUUUUAGCCCCCCGUUUUAUACCCACCGAUAUGGUUACAAGCUGCAAGUGUCAGCCUUUCUCAAUGGAAAUGGGAGUGGGGAGGGCACCCACUUGUCGGUCUAUAUCCGGGUGCUGCCGGGUGAAUAUGACAACCUGCUUGAGUGGCCCUUCUCCUAUAAGGUGACCUUCUCCAUUAUGGAUCAGAGUGACCCGUCACUUUCAAAACCGCAGCACAUCACUGAAACCUUCACCCCUGACCCCAACUGGAAGAACUUCCAGAAGCCCGUCAACUCCAGGAACUCCAUGGAUGAAAGCACACUUGGGUUUGGAUAUCCCAAAUUCAUUUCUCAUGAAGAGAUCAAGAAGAGGAAUUACAUCCGGGACAAUUCAAUCUUCAUCAGAGCUUCUGUCGAGAUCCCUCAAAAGAUUCUAGCGUGAACGUGGACUAGAAGGAAAUAGUCAAUUUUACUCCUCCUUUAGCAUCAGAAGCUUUGUUUUAUACAUAUGCGUAUAUAUUGUGAUACAAAUGAGUUGCUCAAGAACCAAAAUUUCUGAGGUACUUUUGGGAUUUCUCCACUGUGCACUAUGAACAUUGCCUACUGUGCAUGCAUACAUUGGCAUGAUAUUCAGAUACUGGGUCUGCCCACAUCAGGGAGACAAAGAAUACCUCUAAGGAUUUUUAUUUUUAAACUGUAUGUCUGUAUUGAUUUGCCCAUGUUUCAGUGUCUGUGGUCACUGUAUUGGAGCAGUCUGAUUCUCAUCAGGGAACAUUGCGGGCUGCAUGGUCCCAAGACAUCAUUCAGCCUGAUCAAUAUUCCCAUAUUAUAUGAUUGGUUCGAAAACUUGAGACUAGUGGUAAGAGAAGAGAUAGGAAGACAAAGGCGUAUUUGGGUUCAGAAGGCAACAAUUUCAGACAGCUUAUGCCCUGGUCCAAGGACAGAUGUAAUGAGGUGCAGAUUCUAAAGAGUUUGGACAAGGUCAGUGUCCAUUCGCAGGGACUGGGUGCAAGUUCUUUCUCAAUAAGUAAUGGCCAACCAGACAGAGGAUUAACUCCAGGCUGACUCCAGUGCUGCCAAAAGAGUUUGUAAGUCUUUGUCUAUGUACUGUAAUUUAAGCUGGUCAAUGUUGGCCUCUCAGGUGAUCAAAUGUAACCCAGUCUUUAGUAUUAACAAACAUUAAACUGAUUUUGCAGCGAAAAGUGCUAUCGAGGUCCACUGCAGAAAUAAAAUGGGAGUACUUGUAACCACCUUACAGUCUGCCUUUUGAAACUGAGUGGGAGAGAAGCAUGUGAGGGAGAGGGUAGGAGACACUUUUAAUAAAAUAAUUCCAUGAAAGGUGACAUUUCGUUGGGAAAUAUUAGGCCUCUAUGUUGCUAUUCUGGCCAUUGCUAAUUGUUGAGAAGUAAUCGUUAAAAUGCUUUUUAAUAAACUAAGGCAUGUGCAAUAAGUAAAUGCCAGGAUUCAAAGAUGUGAAUAAUCAAAAGUUGCUAAUAUAUAACGGUAAUGUCAAAAGUCUGUCUUUUUCCUUUAUUUUUCUCUCUUCCUCUUUCUUCCUCCCUCCUUGUUGCUCUCUCCCAGAAGUUGGAAUCUUUUGCUAUGUUCGAACUUUACCAGGUGCAAACUGUUUCUAUGUCAACGUCCAUGUUCACUGAUUUUGAAAAUAGAAGAAUUUUCUACAACUGUAUAUUUUAAAUAAAGCUACAUCUAGGACUUUAACUGUUUUGUAGUAGAAUAGAGACUUAAAUGUUUUUUGUAACAAACAUCAAUGAAAACCUGGAAAAAUCUCAAUGGCAUGUUAAUGUAAUUCCAUUUUAUUGGUCAGUUAAAUCCAUUUGGAAUUUUUGGAAGUAAUCUUCUGCUUUACUUGAUUCCUGUGUGUAAUUUCCUUCUAAAGCUA